UUUUUUUUUGCAAGUGUCUUUGCCGUGCUGCGUAUGUGUGCGUGCCCAGUGAUAAGCUUCAUUGACCUCCUGACCCCACUGUCUGUGAUUUUUGUUCGAGUGCCGCGAGAGGAAAGUGCGUAAAAGGUCCAGCAAAACUGUGCGAUUAGCUAACGUCUGGCCAUAACCGUUUAGUAUUCGCCAUUUACCAUUUACUAUUUUCCAUUUACCAGCAAGCGGAGCAGUGCAUUCAACUCCAUUUGGAUGGCAUCCAAAGGAAAAUACAUGAAUUGUGAUAUGUAAAAGGAGGGGUCCUUAAAGGAGUUAAAGCAAGCGAGAUAGCAUUAAUGUAAAACUAUGCACAAUAAACACCUAAAAACAAUCUGGUAACUUUAAUACACCUAAAACUAUUCGCUGUUAAACAUUUAAUGCAAAUAAACUUAUAAUCAAUGCACCUUGGCUAAAAAUUUACGAAGUGAACAUUAAAUCAAAAUAAAAAUCAACUAAAACGUUUCCUUUAGAAAACCAUUAUUAUUAAUCAUGGUUAGCAUUUAACCAAGAAAACAAAAAGUAGCGUUAAUAAAGUUAAAACGACAAACCUGCCUUAAAAAAGUUAACUCGUGUUCAGUAUCAUUAUUAACAAGCGAACCAAUUGUGUUUAAACCAACAAAUCACUUUCAAUCACAAAAAAUUGAAAUAAAUUACAAAAAAAUUAAUGCGCUUUAAAAAUGAGUUAUAAACAUUAAUGCGGAAUAUUUAAAAUCAAGAAUUUAACCCAUAAAGUUGUCAAACAACCACAGCAAUGAGCAGCAACAAUGGCAACGAUCAUUCGCAACAGCAGCAGGUGGCAGGUGCCGCAGCAACAACCACUGCCAAUUCGGAGGCUAAUGCAGCUGGAUCCGGAACCGGAUCCGGAUCAGGAGCAGGAUCACAGACAUCGCGACCUGCAACGGCGCCAGCGUGCUCCAGCAGCAACAACAACAACAAUAAUGCCACCAGCAGCACCAGCUUUUACAGGGUCAACCUGAGCAACACGAACAGCAGCAGCAUCAACAACAACACCAGCUGCAGCAGCAAUGCAAAUCAAGCCAGCAACAACAAUCACCAUGAGAGCAACAGCAACAGCACAUUGGUGGUCAACACCAGCAGCACUGCAGCGGCAGGAGCAACUGCAUCAUCGGCCAGCGCCAACAACAAUCACAUCUAUGUGAAUCCGCACAGCUACGACAGCAGCACCACCGGCAGCGUGAGUGGUUCCACGGCAGUGAUGCUGCCACUGCCACUGUCCCUGCCACUGAGUCUCCCGCUCAACCUGCAACAUCAGCCAUCAGCAGCAGCUGGAUCGGGAUCAGGUUCAGGAUCGGCAGCCACAGGAGCAGCAACACUCGACGCGCAGCAGCCACAUCCGCUGGGCGGCAGCAAUACGGGUGCCAUCAGUCGCAUUGGAACCCUGACCGGAACUGGCACCUCCACAUCCACCACCCUCAGCACCCUGAAUACAUAUCUGUUUCCCUGUGGCGCCGACUCCGCCAGCAGCUGCGAUCUGGACAGCAACUUCAGCCAGAUGCUGGGAGCCGGCAGCGAGGGUGGCGCUAGCAGUUCGCUCAGCCAGACGACGGCGCCCGCGGGUGCGGCUGCAGGAUUGGGAUUGGGCGUGCAGCUGGGACUGGGCUUCAUCAACAGUCGGCGGCGCAUUAGGCGGCUGUUUGGUGUGGGAGACAUGGUGCCGCCGGUGGCCACGCCCACACCGUAUGCAGCCGCCCUCAGACGACGCAGUUCGCAGUUGGUGCAAAUGACCAAGAAGCGGGAGAAGGAACUGGAGGAUCUGGAGCAGCAACAGCGAAUAGCCACGGUGGCCUCGGCAAAUGCCGCCUUCCUGGAGCGCCGCGAGCAGCAGCAACAGCAGCAGCAACAACAUCUGCAACAGACGCAACAGCAGCAGCAACAUCUGCAGUUCGCCUUCAAUCCCUUGCAACCGGAGGCUGGAAAAAAGAAGAAAAAGAAGCCACCUGGACCGCCGGCGCAUACGAGACAGCAAUCGUCGCGCACCAUGGACGAUCCCAUGAUGAAUCGACCCAGGAAGAGCACACCAGCGGCCAGCAAGAAGAAGGACAAGGGACCGGAGAACCCCUAUGAGAAGUCUUUGCCCAAAUUGAGCAGUCAAGACGAAGAAGGGGGGGCUGGUCAUGGCUUUGGUGGCGGACCGCAACACUUUGAACCCAUUCCUCACGAUCAUGAUUUCUGCGAAAGAGUCGUUAUAAAUGUAAGCGGAUUAAGGUUUGAGACACAACUACGUACGUUAAAUCAAUUCCCGGACACGCUGCUUGGGGAUCCAGCUCGGAGAUUACGGUACUUUGACCCGCUUAGAAAUGAAUAUUUUUUUGACCGUAGUCGACCGAGCUUCGAUGCGAUUUUAUACUAUUAUCAGAGUGGUGGCCGACUACGGAGACCGGUCAAUGUCCCUUUAGACGUAUUUAGUGAAGAAAUAAAAUUUUAUGAAUUAGGUGAUCAAGCAAUUAAUAAAUUCAGAGAGGAUGAAGGCUUUAUUAAAGAGGAAGAAAGACCAUUACCGGAUAAUGAGAAGCAAAGAAAGGUCUGGCUGCUCUUCGAGUAUCCAGAGAGUUCGCAAGCCGCCAGAGUUGUAGCCAUAAUUAGUGUAUUUGUUAUAUUGCUAUCAAUUGUUAUAUUUUGUCUAGAAACAUUACCCGAAUUUAAGCAUUACAAGGUGUUCAAUACAACAACAAAUGGCACAAAAAUCGAGGAAGACGAGGUGCCUGACAUCACAGAUCCUUUCUUCCUUAUAGAAACGUUAUGUAUUAUUUGGUUUACAUUUGAACUAACUGUCAGGUUCCUCGCAUGUCCGAACAAAUUAAAUUUCUGCAGGGAUGUCAUGAAUGUUAUCGACAUAAUCGCCAUCAUUCCGUACUUUAUAACACUAGCGACUGUCGUUGCCGAAGAGGAGGAUACGUUAAAUCUUCCAAAAGCGCCAGUCAGUCCACAGGACAAGUCAUCGAAUCAGGCUAUGUCCUUGGCAAUAUUACGAGUGAUACGAUUAGUUCGAGUAUUUCGAAUAUUUAAGUUAUCUAGGCAUUCGAAGGGUUUACAAAUAUUAGGACGAACUCUGAAAGCCUCAAUGCGGGAAUUAGGUUUACUUAUAUUUUUCUUAUUUAUAGGCGUCGUACUCUUCUCAUCGGCGGUUUAUUUUGCGGAAGCUGGAAGCGAAAAUUCCUUCUUCAAGUCCAUACCCGAUGCAUUUUGGUGGGCGGUCGUUACCAUGACCACCGUUGGAUAUGGUGACAUGACACCCGUCGGCGUUUGGGGCAAGAUUGUGGGAUCACUUUGUGCCAUUGCUGGCGUGCUGACCAUCGCACUGCCGGUGCCGGUCAUCGUCAGCAAUUUCAACUACUUCUAUCACCGCGAAACGGAUCAGGAGGAGAUGCAGAGCCAGAACUUUAAUCACGUUACUAGUUGUCCAUAUUUGCCAGGUACAUUAGUAGGUCAACACAUGAAGAAAUCAUCGUUGUCUGAGUCCUCAUCGGAUAUGAUGGAUUUGGACGAUGGUGUCGAGUCCACGCCGGGAUUGACAGAAACGCAUCCUGGACGCAGUGCGGUGGCUCCAUUUUUGGGAGCACAGCAGCAGCAGCAGCAGCAACAACCGGUAGCAUCCUCACUGUCGAUGUCGAUCGACAAGCAGCUGCAGCAUCCACUGCAGCAGCUGACGCAGACGCAACUGUACCAACAGCAGCAACAGCAGCAGCAAAACGGGUUCAAGCAACAGCAGCAGCAACAGACGCAGCAGCAGCAGCAGCAGCUGCAGCAGCAACAGUCCCACACAAUAAACGCAAGCGCAGCAGCGGCAACCAGCGGCAGCGGCAGUAGCGGCCUCACCAUGAGGCACAAUAAUGCCCUGGCCGUUAGUAUCGAGACCGACGUUUGACUACUGGGUAAGUGUUGGAAAACGGCACUCGCUUGCUGCACAGACCCGACCCCCAACCCCUCACCAACACCACCAACAACCCCCCCAACAACUUCCAUCUUUGCCACACUACCUAUAUCUAUAUCUUGCUACGGCACUUACUCACUUAUCUGACCCCAACCCAAACACCAACAACCAUCCACUACCACCACCACCGGAACCCGUGCACCCUGACUCGUAGAGCGUAACUAGGUUUAAGUGUUGCAAAAUGCGAAAAGCAAAAUGCAAAAUUCCAAAACGGAUCGUUCGCACUGGCCGCCACAGCGGAAACAGUUUGUUUUGCUUCAAAAGUGGAAAAUACAAAUGGCAAAACUAUUUUGUUUUUAACUUCUAUUAAUUAAAUAAUUAUAACAAAUUGCAAAUCAAAAGCUCCCCUCAAAUAGCGAAAACAAUUUAUAUAUAGUAAUUCCAGCUUAUAAUUUAAAACCCAUAAGCUAUUUUCUCUGUGCAGUGCGAACAUUCGAUCAAAUAAAUUGAACUGAAUUGAAUUACGAUUUGAUUAGAACAUAACUUUUUCUCUCUUUUCUCUUCACGUGCGCGCUCCUCUACCUACGCGAUACACAUGUUUGCCUAUGUUUACGUAUAAACCUAAUCCUAAAACCUAAACCUUUGCCUACGUCUCGAUCCCCAUGUAUGUAUUACCAUAUGUUUGAUCUAUAUGUAUAUAUAUGUAUGACGAAUGAAUCAGUGCAAAAGACGUUGCGUGGUAUAAUUUUGGCCUUGACAGGAGUUACGUUGGAUGCCAGAAACGACUACAAAAGCUGUUUAUAUUUAAUUUAAGUAGAACAAAUAACAAAAACAAAUUUAAUCUAUUGCUAAAUUAAAUUAAAUCUAAAUUAAAUCCUAAAUUAAUUUAAUUAAAUUAUACAUUUAAUUAUAAACAACACAAAAAACAAAAUUCAAAUCCAAGCCAGAGAAAACAAAAGAAACAAGCAAGAAAUGAACGAUAUGAGAGAGUUCCAAUAAAUUCGAGUAGUAAGGCAUAAACCAAAAAACCAAAAAUUAAUGAACAUUGACAAAUAACACUACAAAACAGAAGAAGGGAUAUUAAAAAGCAACAGCAUCGAAGAGGUGAUGGCGGAAUUUAAUCAAAUUUGCAACAACCAAAGCUGAAUAACAACGCGAUCAAGCUGCAAGAGCAAGUGGAAACUGUAAAUAAUGCAAUAAAAUCACAAAGCUCACAUGCCAUUAGCCAUUUAGCAAGCAUAAUACUCGUACAGUGGAAAGGCUUUAGAACUCAAACCACAAACUCCAAAGGACGAACAAUGAAGCCAAGCACAGUGAAGCAAGUCCACAUAUUGAGGGAGGUCCCUUUGAAGAGCUGAAAAAAAAAGAGACAGUCACCGAACAGACACACACACACACACAUUAUUACACGCAUUACUAAAAAAUAUAGUAAAACUGCCGUUAUAUUUAACUGAAAAGUAACAAAGAAGAACCAUGAACUAAAGUAAAACCAACAUGUAUAGUCAUCAAGCGAAACCCGAGGCAAUAUCUGCUUUUUAAAUGUGACAGGAAAUACUAUCAUGUAACUAACUUAGACAGCAGGCCAUUUAACUGAACUACUCGAUAACUGAACUAACCAAACUAAGCAUAUACACACACACACACAUACCUAUAUGUGAUAGAUGUACUAUGUGUGUAACCUAAACAAUAUCGUUCGUAACACUACUCAAGACCCUUUGUUUUUUGACUAAAACUUAAGAGAUAUCCAGAACCCUCCACCUAUGCCCACCCAGCCCACUUCUAACCUCUCUAACCUGAACACAUAUUAACUAACUGAACCCAUAUCAGAUAUCAGCUAUUAUAACUUCUGCUUCGAUCCCCCCGAAUUAAAACGAAAUAAAAAGUACAAAUAUUCAACUAAACGCAAAGCAAACGCGAAACAACUAACGCUCUCGUCAAAUAUUACGAUUGCUGAAAGGAAUUUCGAAGACAGGUAAAGGCGAAACGACUGCAAUUUAACUACAAGACCGAACGAACAUUAAUGGAAACAUCCAAUGGAGAUUGCUCGUAUUCCCCAGUCACAGAUCCGCUCAAUCACAAUAAAUAAUAUCAGAAAGCAAAAGAUAAGGUGGCGACAAGAGAUACAACAAAACCGAAAACGCUCUUAUGAUUUUUGUAAUGAAUUCAAAACUAUAUAUGACAAGAAGACAAGGAGAAAACCAAAAGAUAUCAAACCAAGCCAGCGAUGAUUUCUUUGACUGAAUUGCGGGGGUUGGUCAUUAUACCCCAUUCCCACCACAAGAAACCCCCCCCUCAUUCACAGCAAACAAAAUACAAAAAAUCGUUGACUGAACUUUGCGAAUUCAACUUUUGCAUUAAAUGUAUUAUAACAGAGACACUAUAGUAUGAAGAUAUAUAUAUAUAUAUAUGUGUGUGAAUGUAACUUGCAUAGAUGAAUAUUUAUCAUAUAUAUAUGGAUUCCUAUAUAUAGGAGACCUGUACAUAAGAAGGCUUGCUCUAGUCGAUGUUAAUUGAUGGACAGCAAUGAUGGCAACAAGAUACCGAUCAUAUUUGAGUGUAAAUUUUAAAAUGCUUCGAAAACCGUCCACACACACACACACGUACACACAAACGUACUUACCACACACACACAAACACAUAUAGAUAUGGUCGGGGCAAUACCCAAAGUCAGGGGCGGAGGGGCUAGUGGGGGUUUUAGAGUCCCAAGCCAACAAAAAGAUCCGGAGGAGCAGAGCAGAGCAAAGUGCCUUAAGGAACAUUGUAAGCUGGCCGAUUCGACCCCCUUUGUCGACUCAGCCCCUGAAUAUUGGUGUAUGGCCCCCCUUUUUUUUGCGACCGCCCCUGCAACCCCUAGCAAUUCAGUAGAACCAGCUGAAAAAGCGAACAAUAAUGCAACGUUUCCAAGGUGCCACAGUGGAGGCCAGAUAUGAAGGGCCGAACGAUACGUGGACACCGUGUAAAUAGUCGCUACCCAGAUUCCCAAUGAAAUAGGGUAUCCCCACUGUGGCUGCUAACUGCUGUAAAUACUCUCCAAAUACAAAUACAUCUUGCAAAUGCAAUUUUGUACAAAAAAAAAAAAAAAGUGAAAACUAAAAACUAAUCCUAACAAUAAACCCAAUAAAAGCUAAUUAUAUUAAGUAAUAAAUAAAUAAAUUGAAAUGAAAUGAAAUGAAAGAGUAUAAAACAUUUAAAUGUCAGCUAAUUGUACUGUAUGUAGUUUCUCUAUAUCUGUAAGAAAGCAAAGAUUUAAGAGAUGAAUAAGCAUUAGAGAAGAUAACGAUAAAGAUAAAGGUCCAGUCGAAGAUGAUGAAACUAGCAAAACACCAAAAACGAACGAGGAUUGAGGAGAGGGAAAUGAAGCGUAACGAAAAGAAAACCGCCUACUUAAGAUUAGAUUUUAUGUUUUAGAUCGAUCGGUCGGAGGAAAUGAUUUUAGCUUCAUAAAUACAAGAUACCAGAUAGCGGAUAAAGGUAAACGAUAAAAGAUAAAAGAUAAAAGAUAAAAGAUACCAAGCGCAUGAUAUAUGAACAUGGAAAUGAAUCCAGAUAGCGAUACAAAGAGCCGAGUGUAAAGUAAGGUUGUUUUUUUUUUCUAGCCUUAAUCUAGACAAAUGAAUAAAUUUAGCAAGCAUAAGUGUAAAUGAGUCUAAGAAUUACCGAUGUAUAGCUGAAUUUAGAACAUUAUUUUAAUUUAAUUAUUACAACUAUAUGUUCAUAUUUUGUCCUACAUCUUAAGACUUUGAUUUAAUCACAAAAUAAGCCACUAUAAUUAAACAAAAAUAAAAAAAAGAAACCAAAAUUAAAACCACAAAUAAAAUGGAGAACAAGAAAUUGAAAAUCGUGUUAAUAUUUACUUAUGAAAGCUUAACAAAAAAAAAAAACAUUAAUUAUAAAAAGAAACAAAAAAAAAAGAAAAAAAUUUGGAAUAAAUGUGUUCAGCAAAAGAAAUGUUAUUAUAUGUUUAAAUAAAUUACAAUUAAUUCGAAAUGAACAAAAAAUUUAAUGUAAUUAAAUUAAAGCUAAGUACACAAGUAAAAUUCUAAACAAUUUCAAAUUGUACAUAAACAGCAUAUACAUAUACAGAUACAUUUAGCAUGUAGCAUAUCUAGCAUAUCUAAACAUAUGCAUAUGCUGCAUCCGAAUUACAAGCUAGCUAAUCGCAGACUAAGCGCAGACUAAAAUAUGAAAAACCUAAACCUUGAACAUACCAAAGACACUCGAGCAUGAGAAACUCAAUGAACAGUGAGAAGAUUAGGAAAACGGAACCCCAUGCUGAUCCAAUCCGAUCCGAACCCACAAUAAAGAAGCGAUAUCAAAGCAAAUAAAUUGAGAAAAGCGUU
Drosophila yakuba is the source of this 8262-nucleotide messenger RNA. It is a transcript of the gene shaker, whose product is annotated as potassium voltage-gated channel protein Shaker. Gene Ontology annotation, biological process: protein homooligomerization; potassium ion transmembrane transport. The record is from RefSeq and is a predicted model, not a curated record. The coding region runs from base 782 to 3916 and encodes 1044 amino acids. Gene Ontology annotation, cellular component: membrane; voltage-gated potassium channel complex. NCBI's taxonomy places the organism in Eukaryota, Metazoa, Arthropoda, Insecta, Diptera, Drosophilidae. Gene Ontology annotation, molecular function: protein binding; delayed rectifier potassium channel activity. The transcript has 11 exons.